AUGAACACAGCUACAAAUGAUACCAUAACUGGUGCAUCUGUUCUCCCCACCUCAAUACCAAUCCCAUCUUUUAUCGUCACUACUUACUCUUAUAUAUGGUACUGUUUUAAUGUUCUUUUAAUAAAAGUUCCUGGUGGUCACUAUGUAGUUGACUAUGUUAAAAAAUCCAUUAACGAUGAUCCAUACAGAACCAUGAUUGAAAUCAGUUUGAUCUUAUAUGGUAUUUACUAUUAUCUAUCAAAACCACAAAAAAAGAAAAGUCUAAGAUCUAAUAAACCCGAUUUAAGUGAACAGGAAAUUGAGCUAUUGAUUGAAGAAUGGGUUCCAGAACCUUUAGUCAAUGAUAGUCCAUUGGAUAUGAAAAAACAAGGUUGGAGACUCGAGAAGAUUCCGAUCGUACUAGAUGGUGGUAUUCGCAGCCAUAUUAAAGUGUCUCGUAACAAUGAUAAUGAAAUCUAUGACAACGUUUUAAAUUUAUCUUCAAACAAUUUUUUAAACAUUUGUAAUUCAGAAAGAGUUAUCAAUAAAGUCAAGGAGACUAUUAAAAAUUACGGUGUUGGUGCAUGUGGUCCUGCAGGGUUUUAUGGGAAUCAAGAUGUGCAUUAUAAUUUAGAAUACACAUUAUCUAGAUUCUUUGGCACUGAAUCUGCUGUUUUAUACGGUCAAGAUUUCUGUGUGGCACCUUCUGUCUUAUCUGCUUUUACAAAACGUGGUGAUGUCAUUGUAGCUGAUGAUCAAAUCUCUUUGUCUAUACAAAAUGCUUUGCAGUUAAGUAGAUCCACUGUCUACUAUUUUGAACAUAAUAAUAUGGAGUCUUUAGAUAAGUUAUUAUCUGAAUUGAAUGCAGCUGAAGCUCGUGAAAAUUUACCUGCUAUUCCACGUAAGUUUAUUGUCACAGAGGGUAUUUUCCACAACAGUGGUGAUAUUGCGCCAUUACCUGAUUUGGUCAAAUUGAAAUUGAAACAUAAAUUCAGACUAUUUGUUGAUGAGACUUUCUCCAUUGGUGUACUUGGUUCUCAUGGUCGUGGUUUGCCAGAAUACUUCGGUUUAAAAAGAGCAGAUUCUAUUGAUGUCACUAUUGGUAGUAUGGCUACAGCUUUUGGUUCCUCUGGUGGGUUUACCCUCGGUGACCAUGUUAUGGCUUACCAUCAAAGAAUAGGUUCUAAUGCAUAUUGUUUCUCUGCCUCCUUACCUGCAUACACUGUAGCUUCGGCUAGUGAGAUUAUUGAUAUUAUGGAAAAUGAUAACUCUGAAGUCACUAAAUUACAUAGAUUAUCUGAAAUCCUUCACAAUACAAUGACUAGUGACAAUGAAAAUAAUGAUUUAAAUAAAUAUGUCGUUAUCAAAUCCCACAAGGAUUCACCUGUUUUACAUUUAGAAUUGACUGCCCAAUUCAGGUACAAUAAAUUCCAUUACACAAAAGAUGAACUAUACGAUACUGUUUCUAAUUUACAGAAGAAAUGCUCCUCACAUAUCAUAUUUGAUCCGUAUGAAAAUGAGGAAAAAUUCUUACAAGCCAUUGUGGAUGAAGUAUUGACCAAAUAUAAUAUCUUAAUAACCAGAAACACUUUCUUGGUGAAACAUGAAACUUUACCAAUUGUUCCUAGUCUAAAAAUAUCUUGUACUUCAGAAAUUAGUGAAGAAGAAUUAAGUCAUGCAGUAAAACAGAUAAAAGAGACAAUCUUAAGACUUUGUUCAUCAUUAUAA
Messenger RNA from Arxiozyma heterogenica, 1707 nucleotides. It is a transcript of the gene LCB1, whose product is annotated as serine C-palmitoyltransferase LCB1. Bases 1 to 1707 code for a protein of 568 amino acids. Gene Ontology annotation, molecular function: serine C-palmitoyltransferase activity; pyridoxal phosphate binding. Lineage: Eukaryota; Fungi; Ascomycota; Saccharomycetes; Saccharomycetales; Saccharomycetaceae. The transcript has a single exon. The record is from RefSeq and is a predicted model, not a curated record. Gene Ontology annotation, cellular component: endoplasmic reticulum. Gene Ontology annotation, biological process: sphingosine biosynthetic process; ceramide biosynthetic process.